GGCAAGACGGCCACCCCAGCUCAAGCCCAAGAAGUCCAUAAGGAUGUCCGUGCUUGGAUAAAAACGCACGUUUCACCUGAUGUUGCCGACAAGGUUAGAAUUCUCUAUGGUGGCUCAGUUACCGCGGACAAUGCCAAAGAACUCGGCUCUCAACAUGAUGUUGACGGUUUUCUCGUUGGUGGUGCCUCUUUAAAACCAGAUUUUGUCAAAAUUAUCAACGCAAGGAAGUAA
This is a messenger RNA of Rodentolepis nana, 231 nucleotides long. NCBI's taxonomy places the organism in Eukaryota, Metazoa, Platyhelminthes, Cestoda, Cyclophyllidea, Hymenolepididae. The record is from the annotation of a GenBank genome assembly.